AUGUCUGGACACAAAAUAAGAGCAUUCCUGCAAGGCCUAUCACGGAGGAAGCCUCUGGAACCGGAGGGUGAGGUGUCCACGUUCAGACGUUGUCUGACCACGCUGGACCUGGUGGCUCUAGGCGUGGGCAGCACGCUGGGAGCGGGCGUCUACGUGCUGUCGGGGGAAGUGGCGAGAACCCAGUCAGGGCCCAGUAUCAUCGUCUCCUUUUUCAUCGCCGCUCUAGCCUCUAUCUUUGCUGGCCUCUGCUACGCUGAGUUUGGAGCCAGGGUCCCGAAAACAGGCUCUGCGUACCUCUACAGCUACGUGACAGUUGGGGAGGUGUGGGCUUUCAUCACUGGAUGGAAUCUGCUGCUCUCUUAUGUCAUAGGAACAUCCAGUGUGGCCAGAGCUUGGAGUGGCACAUUCGACGAUCUCAUCGGAAACACGAUGGCAAAUUACUUUGGAAAACAUGCAGCAAUGGGAUUGCCUGGACUGGCAGCCUACCCAGACUUCUUUGCAGCUGGACUGAUUAUGCUUCUUGCAGGCCUGCUUGCUUUUGGUGUGAAAGAAUCAACAACAGUCAAUAAGAUAUUUACCAGUAUCAACAUACUGGUGUUGGUCUUUGUCAUCAUCUCUGGCUUCAUCAAAGGAAGACUGGAAAACUGGUUCAUCUCUGUGGAUGCAAUACUGAACGCAACAUCAAAGUCUGAGAAUCUCCAUUACCUCAUUAAUGAAACAUAUGAAUACGGGGUGGGUGGAUUCUUCCCUUAUGGUUUUGAAGGAACCAUAGCAGGAGCUGCAACUUGUUUCUAUGCUUUUGUGGGAUUUGACUGCAUUGCAACAACAGGUGAAGAAGUAAAGGACCCUCAGAAGUCUAUUCCUCUAGGCAUCGUGGCCUCUCUGCUCAUCUGCUUUUUGGCCUAUUUUGGAGUGUCCGCCUCUUUGACCCUGAUGAUGCCCUACUACAUGCUCAACGUGAACAGCCCUCUUCCCGUAGCCUUCACCCACAUCGGUUGGGCAGCCGCCAAGUAUGUAGUGGCGGUGGGUUCCUUGUGUGCGCUCUCCACCAGUCUCCUGGGCUCCAUGUUCCCGAUGCCCCGCGUCCUGUUCGCCAUGGCCAGAGAUGGACUCCUGUUCAAAUCUCUGUGCAGAGUCAGUUCUCGACAGAGUCCAGUUGUGGCUACGUUGUCCUCUGGUGCCGUGGCAGCAAUAAUGGCUCUUUUAUUUGACCUGAAAGCAUUGGUUGACAUGAUGUCUAUUGGCACUCUCUUCGCCUACACUCUUGUUGCCGUUUGCAUUCUCAUACUACGGUACCAAGAGACUACAUCUGAAGAAAAUCAUUUGCCCAUAUCUUCAACUUCAAUGUUUGGAUUUUUAAAACCUCCAUCAAAUCCCACCAAAGAAACAUCUAACACUGUCACAACUUGCACAGUAUUUGCAGUUGUCCUCAUCUUAAUCUUGACUGUGCUCAUGACCAAAGCCAUCAGAUCAUUACUGAUGAAGGAGGUUUGGAACAUAGUUUGUAUAUCUGCAAUUCUUCUUAUACUGGUACUAACUACACUAAUCAUUUGGAGACAACCUCAGAACCCCACCAAAGCAUCCUUCAUGGUUCCAUUCCUGCCUUUCCUCCCUGUGGUGAGUGUCUUCAUUAACAUUUACCUCAUGGUCCAGUUGGGAACAGACACUUGGGUUCGUUAUGCAGUCUGGAUGGCUGUGGGGUUCCUCAUUUACUUUGGGUACGGAGUGCGGAACAGUGUCCAGAAACAGAGACUGCUUGACAAUCAGGUCAGCAUUGAGACCAUAGCGAGCAAAGCUGAAAAAGAUGAAACAAAAGGAGACGUCUCAUAA
Messenger RNA from Chanos chanos (milkfish), 1830 nucleotides. RefSeq names its product cationic amino acid transporter 2. The record is from RefSeq and is a predicted model, not a curated record. The transcript is spliced from 11 exons. Lineage: Eukaryota; Metazoa; Chordata; Actinopteri; Gonorynchiformes; Chanidae. Gene Ontology annotation, cellular component: plasma membrane. Bases 1 to 1830 code for a protein of 609 amino acids. Gene Ontology annotation, molecular function: L-arginine transmembrane transporter activity; L-ornithine transmembrane transporter activity; L-lysine transmembrane transporter activity. Gene Ontology annotation, biological process: L-ornithine transmembrane transport; L-arginine import across plasma membrane.